AUGGAGGUCGCCCCGCGCAGUGGCGGUCCGCCCGACGUCGACCGCUUGAGCGCCCAAGUCCGCGCGACGGCCGAGAAGCUGCGCAAGCGCGCUGAAGACGCAGCGUUGAGAAACGGAACGCAGGCGUCGGCGGCCAUGCUCCUCUCGGUCGACCAGCUACUGCAAGCCGCCGAUCUUUUGCAGCUCCAGCAGACGCAACUCGCGGCAAAGGCGCCUCGAAGCGGCGCGAUGUCCUCGAUGCACAUGUCGUCGACGAUCCGACACCUUGUGCAGGUGGCCAACAUGCUCGACAAGAAGAGCGACGAGAUGAAGGCGAAGCAGGCCAUGGGUCCCGCCAACGCGCUGGCCACGUCCGCGUCGCACGUCCGCACGGGCGUCGACGCUCUCGAGCGCAUCCACACGUGGGUCCACGACCAAUUGGGCGAGGCCGUGACCGUCGACUUGGACAUCAUCGCGGCCUUGGAGCAGAUCUCAGGCCAUGGGACGUCGGCGCCAGAGGUUGACGUUGCAGCGCAUGUUGCCAGCGCCGUCGAGCAGGAGCAGGCCAAGUACGCGCUCGACAUUGGCGCUCUUCGGGCCCAACUCGAUGCGCAAGUCGCAGCGGUCGAAGCGUACAAGCAGAAGCUCGACGAUACACUCGAGGCCGCGGACGCAGAGCGUGAAGACCUCAGCGCACGCGUGGCAGCCAACGAGAUGGAGCGCGACGCUGCCCGAGCUGAACUUGAGGCGCUCACGAGUGAGCUCCGCGCCAGAGAAGACACGGCACGCGACGAAGCGCACGCCCACAAAGUCGCUCUCCAAGCUCUGCGCGAUGACCUCGUCUCGCUGCAAGCAACGGCCGCCGCCGCCGAAGCUUCGUGGCGCCAGCAGUUGGACGAGCAAGCUGCAGUGCUCGCGUCCGAAGCAGCGUCCGAGCGCCAAUCACAGCACGGCGCGGAGCACGAGCUCUUGGCCAUGACGUCAUCGCUCGCGUCAUUGCAGGCGGCGCUGGACGAGGCGCGGCGUGAGCAAAACGAUGCCACGGCAAAGCUGGCAUUUGCCCACGAGGUUUUGGUUGCGAAAGAGACUCGCAUCUCGGACCUCGAAGCCGCGCUGGCUGCAACGGCGAGCGACCCAAGCCCCCGCGUUAACGAGGUCGAUCCUCCCGAAGCUGACGACUCGCUGCGCCAUGCGCUAUCGGCCGCGCUGGAGCAUGUGACCGAGCUGCAGGCAAAAGUGCAGUCGCUCGAAGCGACCAACGCGGAGCUGCAAACGCGCCUCCAUGAAGCCAACGCUGGCGAGAACGCUGCGGCGACGCUCCGUGCCGAGAACGACGAGCUUCGCGCCGCCGUCCAGAGCGCAGUGUCGCUCCAGAGCACGUCGGAAGCGCGGGCUGCAACGCUGGAAGCUGCUAUGACGAAGCAAGCUGCCGACACGGAAGAGCAGCUCAUCGACGUCUGCGCUCAGCGAGACGCUGCGGUGACAGCACAGAAAACACUCCAAACUGAGCUCGAAGCAGCGCGCGUGGAUCUCCGCGACGCCUCGGCGAAGGCGGAUUCCCUGCAGCAGCAAGCCGACGCGCUCCAAGUAACAUCGACGGACGUAAAAGCCGAGUUGGCCGAGGCCCGCGCCCAGCUGAGCACGGCGCUCGCAACGCAAUCCGCUCGGAGCGCCAGCGAAGCGGCGCUGCAGCUGCAGCUCCAAGCCGCGCGGAACGAGCUCCACGAAACAACCUCGUCGAUAGCGUCGCUGCAACGCCAAGUCGACACGCAUCAAACAAACGAGCAGGCUGUGACGCUGGAGCUUCAGCGUGCCGACGCAGCCCAGACGCAACUCCGCAGUGAAAUUGACAGCGUUCGCGCCGAGCUCACUGCGCGGGAUACGACCUGUGCUCAGCUUGCCGAGCGCCAGCGCGGUCUCGACACGCAGCUGUCGCAGCUGAAGGCGCAGGCGCAGGCAGCCGGGGCCGACUGGCGUCUCGAGAAGGCCGCCGUGACCAAGCUCUUGCACAACUGGCAGUCGGACUUGCGCGAAAAGUGCGACGUGGUGCUGAGCCAAGUGGUGGCCGGCGACGCGACGAACUUGCAGACGCUCCAGGCAGCCUUUGACCAGUACAAGACGCGGGCGGCCGCGGCGCUCAAGAAAGCAGAGAGACGCACGGCGCUCCUCAACCCGAUGCGCAAUGCAAACGAGGCAUUGAGUGCCCGCGUCGCGGACCUCGAAGCCCAGCUGCGCGACCAGCAGCAGCACGUCGAGGCGGCGCACAUGGCCGUCGAAGAAAUGACCACGCGGAUGAUGAGUCUCGACGAUCUUGCCGCAGCGGUCGAGCAAGCGGCGUACGCGCAAGCCGCCUUGGAGGCCAAGGAGGCGGAUAUGGAGGGCUUGCGCUGCGAGGUCGCUGCGUCAGCGGCUCAGCUGGACUUGGCCGAGGCCGUUGUCGCAGAGAAGGACAAGCUCAUUAGCUCGCUGCGAGAACAGAUGCGUGAGCUGCAGCAGGCGCUUGAGGCAGCCGAAGCCAACCACGCAGUGACCCUUGCCGCCAAGGACGCAGCGAUUGCCGCCGCCGUCGGCACGCGUGACGCCAUCCUCGCCGAGGCCAAAAUCGGCAAAGUGGCGCUUGAAACCAAGCUCUCGUCGCAGGCCGCUGCCUACGACGAGCGCAUCGAACUCAUCCACCGCGACUAUGCGCUGCAGCAAGAGGCCAAGAAGGCACUCGACGUUCCAGACGGCACCAAGGCGGCGCUGCACAAGGCCACGGAAGCGGACGACCUGCGUCGCGCGACAGAAGCCUUGGAAGCUUUGCACGCCGACGAGAUCCUUGGCCUCCAGGCCACAUUGCACGCUGAGAAGGACCGCGUCGCAGCGCUCACCAGCCGAAUCUCGCAGCUCGAGGCAACGCUCGAUGGACAGGCGGCGCUCGUUGACGAAGCCCAGCCGCUCUCGAUCGAGGUCGCGCCAGUUUCGACAGCUACGGCGCUGCCUCCGCCGCCGGCGCCGCUACCGUCGUUUGGUCCGCCGUCCAUCCCGCGGGCUGCUUCGAUGCCUGCUUCGUCGGACAUUGAGAUCCUGACGGCCAAAGUGCUCGCGCACGAGAGCACGAUUGCCAGCUUGCAAGAGACGCUGACCGAGAAGCUGCAGCAGCUCGCGGCGCUCAAGCAGCCCAAGCACGUCACGGUCCUCGAAGACCUUCAGCGUGUCGUGGACGAAGAGCGGGACGCGGUCGCCCAGCGCCAGGCGUGGCACGCCCAGCAGAUGGCGUCGCUGACCGCCGCCGCCAAUGCGUGGCUCGAGUCGGCGCGGGCGCAGUUCGCCCGCCACGAAGAGGUCCAGGCGGCGCUCGAGAAGCGCGUGUCGCUGCCGGCGCCCGACGUCGCAGCCAUCGCGUCCGACGUGAUGGAGCCCGGUCUCAUCUUCAAGAGCGGCGUCGUCGUCAAGGCCGGCGCCAGCUUCUCGCUGCCCGUCGUUUGCACCGUCGGCACGGUCGUCGACUGGACCUUCCGCAUCGACGAGGUCGGCGGCGACGUGGACUUUUCACUGCGCUUUGUCAGCGACGACGGCGCGCGCGAGGUGCAGCCGCUGGACCGCGUCGAGAAACUCAGCGGCACCUUCCCCGUCGACGCGCCCGGGACGCUCACGUUCUCUUGGGACAAUAGCUUUUCGUGGCUCAACGAAAAGACGCUCGACUACCACGUCGCGGUGCUCGAGCGCGUGGACGUGGCCACGCAAGCGCGCCGGCGCCAGGUCGCCGCGUCCGACGCCGAGCUCGCGCGUCUCCGCGACCAUCUCGCCCUCCUGACAACGGAGGAAACCGUGAUGGGAGACCUUCUUGCCUUCCAGGCGACGGGCGCGCCGCUCCUCCAGAACCUCCAGCUGUGCCUCGAAGAGUGUUUGGCCCAUCGCGAGAUGGUCGUGUGUCCCAAGCUCGAGCAAGUACAGGCGCGCAUGGAGGCGCUCAAGGCGAUGAUUGGCCUCUACGUGGCCGAGCAACACAAGCUCAGCGAGUCGUCGGCGACGCUCAACGAGCUCGCGGCCGAGAUCCGCGCCGAGCAGAGCGACGUGUGCACGACGCACUCGCUCUGGUUGAACCGCGUCACGACCUCCGACGUCGUCCGCGCCGAGAUCCUAGCUGCCGAAGCCCAGCUACCGCACUAACAACCCCAUCUCAGAACUGCAUUUGUGGGUUUUAAAACGCUGCGGCGGAAACGCCCGCC
Molecule: messenger RNA, 4190 nt
Organism: Saprolegnia parasitica CBS 223.65
Lineage: Eukaryota; Oomycota; Saprolegniomycetes; Saprolegniales; Saprolegniaceae
Exons: 6
Coding region: 1-4131 (1376 amino acids)
Source: RefSeq, a predicted model, not a curated record